Erpetoichthys calabaricus (reedfish) is the source of this 2112-nucleotide messenger RNA. RefSeq names its product gastrula zinc finger protein XlCGF26.1-like. Gene Ontology annotation, molecular function: RNA polymerase II cis-regulatory region sequence-specific DNA binding; DNA-binding transcription factor activity. NCBI's taxonomy places the organism in Eukaryota, Metazoa, Chordata, Cladistia, Polypteriformes, Polypteridae. The transcript has 3 exons. Bases 375 to 2075 code for a protein of 566 amino acids. Gene Ontology annotation, biological process: regulation of transcription by RNA polymerase II. The record is from RefSeq and is a predicted model, not a curated record.
ACGUGCAAAAUCUUUUGGCAAUCGUUCUGGAUUUUCCUUUAUAAUAGAGAAACUUCAUUUUCAAUUUAGUAUUGAAGUGAUUUUUUUUGUUGCACUGUUUCUUCUUUCCAUCUGUGUGCCGCGACGGGCUGUUUCCUUUUCGGGAAGAGAAAAUAAACACAAAUGAGGACGCUUCCUUCUGUCUGACUUCUAACACAAAGAUGGCCUAGGGAAACCAAUUUCUUACACCCAGGGUCGACUCGGGUGUCCCGGUCGGAUGUGCGGCGAGCCUGGAGUACGAGCAGCUAGAAAGAGAAUAAGCGAACCAGCGCGAAACAGGAGGAGGAAGAACUUGCCAUUUACUGUAAUGUACAGAAGAAGCUGACCUAAACACCAUGGAGAAAAGCGCAGUAGAUGUUAAAAAGGAGGAGGAGGAUAGUGAGUGGAAAUCUGUCUGCAUUAAACAGGAGAGUCUGAGUGUUAAAGAGGAGGAGUGUGAACUGGGGUUAGUGGCAGUUAAAGAAGAGCCAGAGGAGAUGUCUGUCGUAAUGGAUACACACAGAUGUAAAAGUGCAGACAACGUCAAGGAGGAAGACCUGAAAUUUGAGUCCGUCAUUCACCAUGGCUAUCACGAUGGCGGGUUAACUGAAUUGGCAAUGUCACGAAGGUCAUCUCUGGGGGCUUCCAUCAGUGCGAAUCCUCAUUUCUUACUAUCUGACAUAAAAGAAGAUGAAGAAAUCUCAUCGGGGAUAAUGCCGGAAGGUCAACCAACUUCUGGAGCAAAGGCGUGCAAGUGUUUCCUGUCUUCACUUCCUGUGACGUCUCUUCAGUGUAAACCUCAACACACAGAACAAGAUGAACACGUGAAGAAAUUGACAGCGGGAUCUGAGAAUUUGACCCUAUACUGUUUGCAAAAUAGCUCUGUGCCUGUUACAAUACGAAUGAGAACGGAUGGUACGAGCACACAACAGCAAGUGCCCAAUACAGUUUUACUGCUGGUGUAUUUGCACCAAGGUAUGAAGAAAAGUUUUAAUCCAGAAUCUCAAUGCAGGGAUAUGAAACAGAAGCCAUACUCCUGUUCUGAAUGUGGCAAAAGGUUUUCACAAACGCAAAGUCUUAAGAGGCACAUGCAGCGUCACAAUGGAAUGAACCCAUAUCGCUGUCCUGAGUGUGGCAAGCAGUUAUCAGACCAGCGCAGUUUUCAUAACCACUUAAGGCUUCACACUGGUGACAAGCCAUUUUGCUGUUCCGAAUGUGGCAAGCAAUUUGCACAAAUGAGCUCUCUUCAGAGCCACUCCAGAAUUCACACUGGAGAAACGCCGUAUUGUUGUUUGGAAUGUGGCAAACGCUUCUCUGCAUCGAGCAGCCUUCACAACCACAAAAAAAUUCACACGGGAGAGAAACCAUAUUGCUGUAUUGAAUGUGGCAAACGCUUUUCCAGGUGCGGCAACUUUCAGAGGCACACAAGGCUUCACACGGGAGAAAAGCUGCACUGCUGUACUGAAUGUGGCAAAAGGUUUGCACAAAAGCACAGUCUUGAGAAACACAUACAGCGUCACACUGGAGUGAACCCCUAUUGCUGUCCUGAAUGUGGCAAGCAAUUCUCGGACAAGCGCAGUUUUCAGACACACUCAAUGCUUCACACUGGCGAGAAGCCAUUUAGCUGUUCCGAAUGUGGCAAGCAAUUUGCACAAAUGAGCUCUCUUCAGGGCCACUCCAGAAUUCACACUGGAGAGACGCCGUAUUGUUGUGUGGAAUGUGGCAAACGCUUCUCUGCACUGAGCACCCUUCAGAACCACAAACGAAUUCACACAGGAGAGAAACCCUAUUGCUGUACUGAAUGUGGCAAACACUUCUCCAGGUGGGGCAGCCUUCAGAGACACACAAGGCUUCACACAGGAGAAAAGCCGUACUGCUGUAUUGAAUGUGGCAAAACGUUCUCGGAUAGUUCCAAUUUUCAGAGGCACACAAGAGUUCACACUGGAGAGAAGCCAUAUCACUGUUCUGAAUGUGGCAAGCUAUUUUCAGUGUUGGGCAGGCUUCAGAAACACAAAAAAGUUCACAUGGCAGCAGUACAACUGACCUCCCCUGACUAAAGAGUGAGGUUCACUCCUGUCUUGAUAGUAAAUUUAC